This is a messenger RNA of Penaeus vannamei (Pacific white shrimp), 975 nucleotides long. NCBI's taxonomy places the organism in Eukaryota, Metazoa, Arthropoda, Malacostraca, Decapoda, Penaeidae. The record is from RefSeq and is a predicted model, not a curated record.
AGCCAGCCACAGUGGCAUCACUCGCCGGGCCGUCCAGGUGUACUCCACCUGUCCCUCGCCCUCGAAGUGCUCCUCCCGACGACCACCUUAUCCCCCAAAACCUCCUCCUCGAGACAGACCAACCCCCAAGUGACACUCGACACUCGAAAAUCCUUCCUGGCCCUCCUCACCUCCCCCACCCCACCCCCCCUUAUCCCUCUCCUUUUCUGCCUCUCGUGAUAAGAAAAAGGAUAUUCUUGAUCGCCCAGAGAGGAAAAGAUGAUCGUCUUUCGGAUCAUGCAAGCCCUCGUUGUGUUGAUGCUGAUGGCUGACCAACUCCCGAAGGCGAGGUCGGCGUCGAGGUACAGCAGCUCCUGGAGGGAAGAUCGCUACGAUUGUUACACGGAGAAAGGCGAGGGCUUGAGGCUUCAGGCAAGUCACGUGGAUAAAUACGCGAGUGUUAACAGCCUGAGGGAGUGUGAAGAGGCUUGUAAUCUGGCCUUUUUCUCCUGCAAGUCCUUCUCCUUCAGCUACUACCACAACCGAGAACCCGAGAACUGUCUCCUCUCUCGCGAGGACUCCUACACCCUCGACCUCAGGGACGACCGGGACUUCUACAGGGACGCGGAUUUUGUCUACUACGAAAAGGCAUCAGGAAGAGACUGCGAUUAUAAGGAUGACCACACGUACGGGCCUCAGGGCGACAGCUGUUACGAACUCGUCAAGACCCGGUCUCGUAUGGACUCGAGGUACAUCAUCCGGGGGAAAGUCCUCCGAACCCGCGACCGGAGGGAGUGCGAGAUGGAGUGCGACCGGGAGUAUGACUGCAGGGGAUUCAACUACAGCGUUCAGGACAUUCUGAAAGCCGGCGGCGGGGCUUCACUCAUUAAACCAAAGGCGGACAUCGAGCUAAUUGAAUACUUCGCGAACUUGUUUAUUCCAGGGACAAAGCACGACCCAGAUACGAGAGGAAUGCUUUUCGAAAACUGGCUUUAG